Messenger RNA from Dendrobium catenatum, 1879 nucleotides. RefSeq names its product IQ domain-containing protein IQM2-like. The coding region runs from base 4 to 1779 and encodes 591 amino acids. Lineage: Eukaryota; Viridiplantae; Streptophyta; Magnoliopsida; Asparagales; Orchidaceae. The record is from RefSeq and is a predicted model, not a curated record. The transcript is spliced from 9 exons.
CGUAUGGGAUUACCCUUCUCAUGCCCUGAAGGCGAAGGAGAGGCAUUCAACAACAGCUUUGAAUCUCUCCUCUAUAAAAGAUCCAACCUUCGUUCUCUAUGUUCCAAUUGCUGCGACUCGGAGCCCUCUCCAAUGACUUUUGGAUCUGGGAAGCUUAUUAUUGAGGAGUCUGUAACAGUCGAAAGAAGAGAAACUGAACCACUCCAAAUGGAAACAAAGAUUUCCAUUAAGAGCCCUUCGGACGAAGAUAAUAGCAGCAGCAAAGAAAGCCCAUUGAAGCCCUCCAGGUUCAGUCAAGAAGCUCUUGUCAUACCCCGGCUCAAACUUGGCUGCCUUAAACACGAAGCUGCUUUGAAAUUGCAGAAGGUAUACAAAAGCUUCAGAACAAGAAGACAACUUGCUGAUUGCGCUGUUUUGGUGGAACAAAGCUGGUGGAAAUUGUUGGAUUUUGCAUUGCUUAAGAGAAGCUCAAUAUCAUUUUUCGAGAUUAAAAAGACUGAGUCUAUUGUUUCCAAGUGGUCAAGAGCAAGAACCAGGGCAGCUAAGGUUGGCAAAGGUUUAUCCAAGAAUGGAAGGGCUAGAAAGCUAGCAUUACAGCACUGGCUUGAAGCAAUUGACCCUCGUCAUCGAUACGGCCAUAACCUUCAGUUCUACUACGAGUGCUGGCUUCGCUGCGAGAGCAAUCAGCCUUUCUUCUACUGGCUCGACGUAGGAGAGGGGAAGGAGAUUAACCUGAAUGAGUGUCUAAGAUCAACGCUUCAACAGCAGUGUAUCAGAUAUCUUGGUCCUAAAGAGAGAGAGGCUUAUGAGGUUAUUGUUGAAGAUGGUAAACUCAUCUACAAGAAGAGCAGGGAGUGCUUGGACACAACUGGAGGGCCAAUAGAUUCAAAAUGGAUAUUUGUUCUUGGCACGCUCAAGAAUUUAUACGUCGGCCAGAAAAAGAAAGGCAUGUUUCAGCACUCUAGUUUUCUAGCUGGGGGAGCUACUUCUGCAGCUGGAAGUUUAGUUGUAGAAAAUGGAGUUCUGAAGGCUGUAUGGCCUCAUAGUGGGCAUUACCGCCCAACCGAAGAAAACUUUGAAGAGUUCAUGAGCUUCCUAAACGAAAACAAUGUAGAUCUUAGUGAUCUUAAGAAAGCCCCAGCUGAAGAUGAAAAUGAAUGGGGAAGAAGACUUCAAAGCCCUCCCUCAGAACCAGACUUGAUCGAAAGAAAUAUCUAUUCCCAGUCUCAACUUGAAGAAGCACAGCUACCAUCAAAUACGUCAAAUGAUUUGGAUCUUAAAUCUGCUUGUGAACCAAAGCAGAAAAGGUUCAAUGACAGAACAAUAGCAGAAGUAGAAAAUAGUUGCGAAGCAUCAAAUCAUUCACAUGAGACAAUUGAAAAUUCCAGAGCUGGUUCUUCGCUUUACAAAAGAAGAUUUGGGUUCCACAGCCCGAAUCUUUUCAUCCAGCAGGACGAUGUGGUCAAAGAAAUAUUACCAAAGGAAGAAAUUCUUCUAAGGUUUUAUAACAAGGAAGGGAUGAAAUCAUAUCAGUUAGGAGAACAAUUAUCUUUCAAAUGGACUACAGGUGCUGGGCCUCGCAUUGGCUGUGUGAGGGACUGUCCUUAUGAGCUCCAGUUUCGAGCACUGGAACAAGUUAAUUUAUCUCCCAGAGGAAGUGAGAGUUCCAGGCCGUUUAGUUCAUCCAUGGUUAUACGAAGCCCAAGGUCAAAGAUGCAGGAAUCAUCUACACUGCACAAGAGUUUAUUACAGAAUCUAAUAGCAAGGGAUAGGAUCUGAACGUGUUUAAAUGUCUAGAAGAUGAGAUGAUGUGGCUUAUUUUUGUAGAGGUAGAAGAGAUCACUGUAAUUACAAGAAGCUUUUUUGGUUGGAUUAUAAA